AUGCAAAAGACUCUCGCGAUCCUACUCACACUCAGUCUCGCUCGUUCGGCCAAUCGUUUGUUCUCAAAAUGGACUCUGCAAAAUUGGGCCCGCAAUGAAACCUGGCAGCCCGCUCAUAUUGUAGAUGUUGCCCUGAAUAUUCGAACCAACCAUGGUGAGCCGGCAGUGUUGAUCAAGAAUGCUGGUCUUGCGCAUUAUGAGAUGAUUCUUGACAAGCCCGAGGCAAAGAUUCGGCAAACGUUCGAGGACAAUACCCUUUCGCAUUUCCUUACGGUCAAGUAG
Messenger RNA from Penicillium manginii, 282 nucleotides. RefSeq lists its product as uncharacterized. The coding region runs from base 1 to 282 and encodes 93 amino acids. Lineage: Eukaryota; Fungi; Ascomycota; Eurotiomycetes; Eurotiales; Aspergillaceae. The transcript has 2 exons. The record is from RefSeq and is a predicted model, not a curated record.